GUUACACUACAACUGCUUGAAGUAACCUCCUUCGAUCGGUAGAGGUCGCCAUACUAAGAAAGGAAGUGGCUUUUUCUUCCUUCCAGUGUCUCCAAAUCGCGUAUAAACUAUGGUAGAUUACAGCAAAUGGGAUCAUAUUGAGGUAAGUGAUGAUGAAGAUGACACACACCCUAAUAUUGAUACACCAAGCCUGUUUAGAUGGCGUCACCAAGCCAGAGUGGAAAGAAUGGAGGAAGCAAAGAAGGAAAGAGAAACUGUUGAUACAAAGAUUUCAGAACAAAAAAAGAGGCUUGAACAGGCCAGAGAAAAACUCAAAGCUGCAGAAACAGCGAAGGACAAAGAUAAAGAAGAUAAAUUUCGAGGAGAAUUAGGGCAAUUGGAGAAAAAGAUGAAAGAGCUAAAAAAGGAAGAUGAAGAAUUGACCAAGAAAGAAAAGAAAGCUCCCAAAAAUGUUGACACCUUGAGUCAUGCUGGAUUCACUAGAACGAUUAUCAAUGCUCCAAAGAAACUGGAUGAAGAUUUGACGGAAGAGGAGAAGUUAGACAGAUCGCAAGCUUUUAUGGAGAAGUACAAGAAAGAAAUUGAACAUUUUGGAAUGUUGCUUGAAUAUCAUGACAGUGAAGAUUACCUUCGCAAAAACCCUCACUUGGCUUGUGAGGACACUGCCAACUACCUGGCUUUGUGGUGCAUCAAUUUGGAAGUUCAAGAGAAACAUGCCCUGAUGGAGCGAGUUGCACAUCAGACUAUUAUCAUGCAGUAUAUUCUGGAGCUAGCUAAGUCGCUAGAUGCCAGUCCACCAGCCACUAUUCCCAGCUUUUUCACUAAGAUGAAGAAAGCAAAAGUAGAGUUUAAGGAAUACAUGGAUGCAUUUGAUGACGAGCUUAAGUCAUUCUUGCAAAGAGUAAAGGAAAGAGCUCAAGCCAGGAUUGAGAAGGCUAUGAAGGAAGCCGAAGAGGAGGAUCGCCAACAGAGACUUGGUCCUGGGGGACUGGAUCCAGUGGAAGUGUUUGAAUCAUUACCCUCAGAACUUCAGAAAUGCUUUGAAGAAAAAGAUAUACCCAUGCUGCAAGAAGUUCUCGGAAAAAUGCCAGAAGAGGAAGCCAGGACUUACCUGAAACAAUGCAUUGACUCUGGUCUGUGGAUUCCGGAUGCCAACAAGGCUCAAGCUCAGGGAAGAGAAGAGGCUUGCGCCCAGGAGGAGUACGAAGAAGAACAUUACGAAAGUCUGUCAGAGGAAAGCGACAAAUAAAUCCUCUGGGUGCAUCUUUUCGAAUUGUGCUCGAUAUUUCGUGCUUUUAUAUUAAACGUUCCGGCGUUUGACGCUUAAAGAGAAAAAAUCGAAGAAAGAAAAAAAUAUGUAACAUGUGGUUGUUUUAACUUGGCCAUAUCCAGUAGGAGAAUAGCUAGGUUUAUCAACAACUGGUGUCCCAGAAAGAGUUAUCAAAUGACACCUGAGUCUCAGUUCAUGUUGAAUGAAAGAAAGGAGACCUGAGGGGAAACACCUUCUCUACUUUACAUGUACUGCUCUGAAAGUAGAAAACUUGUACAACGUAAACAAACGGAAACUGUAUCGUGAAACUGGGAACUAUACAUUUAACUAGCCCUACAGAGAAUUUCUAGCUUGAUUAUUUGCUACUCACUAGGUUGCAACCACAUUAAUAGCGAUGAGCUUACAACUGGAAAUACUUUCAGAACUCUAAUGAAAGACGAGGACACCAGUUUGUGUAGUCUAAAUGUCCCAGCGAUAAAUAAAGUUCUGAUUGUUCUCAGCCAUUA
This is a messenger RNA of Stylophora pistillata, 1776 nucleotides long. Its product is annotated as hsp90 co-chaperone Cdc37. Gene Ontology annotation, cellular component: cytoplasm. The record is from RefSeq and is a predicted model, not a curated record. Gene Ontology annotation, molecular function: heat shock protein binding; protein kinase binding; protein-folding chaperone binding. Lineage: Eukaryota; Metazoa; Cnidaria; Anthozoa; Scleractinia; Pocilloporidae. Gene Ontology annotation, biological process: protein folding; protein stabilization.